Gossypium raimondii (Peruvian cotton) is the source of this 3941-nucleotide messenger RNA. RefSeq lists its product as uncharacterized. Gene Ontology annotation, biological process: protein ubiquitination. Lineage: Eukaryota; Viridiplantae; Streptophyta; Magnoliopsida; Malvales; Malvaceae. Gene Ontology annotation, molecular function: RNA binding; ubiquitin-protein transferase activity. The coding region runs from base 234 to 3371 and encodes 1045 amino acids. The record is from RefSeq and is a predicted model, not a curated record. Gene Ontology annotation, cellular component: CCR4-NOT complex. The transcript has 13 exons.
UAAAAAUAAAAAAAAUAAAAGCCAGCAACAGAGAAAUCAAACCAGAAAUCCAAAAGAACCCUUCUCGUCUCUUUCGCUCGCUCUAUCUCUAAAUUUCUUUGGUGGAUUUCUCUUGGCGUGGCGGUGUUGUUGUUGUUGGUGUUCUCUUUGUGAACAAUCUCGUCUUCACAGAUUCAUUAUCUUAUCGAUCUGCAUCUAACUUUUAUUUAUUUGUUUCGAGGGUUCAGAAAAUCAUGAGUGACGAGGGAGAAAAGACCUGCCCCCUUUGCGCGGAAGAGAUGGAUUUGACCGAUCAGCAACUCAAGCCCUGCAGAUGUGGCUAUGAGAUAUGUGUUUGGUGUUGGCAUCACAUAAUGGAUAUGGCUGAGAAGGAUGAUACAGAGGGGAGGUGUCCAGCAUGUCGUAGUGCUUAUGAUAAAGAAAGGAUAGUAGGGACGGCUGCUAAAUGUGAGAGAAUGGUUGCUGAAAUUAAUAUGGAAAGAAAAAUGAAGUCACACAAGGCAAAGACUAAAUCAUCUGAAGGAAGGAAGCAACUGAGUAGUGUGCGAGUUAUUCAAAGGAAUCUUGUUUACAUAGUUGGGUUGCCACUUAAUCUGGCAGAUGAAGAUCUUCUCCAACGUAGAGAUUAUUUUGGACAAUAUGGGAAAGUUCUAAAAGUAUCUAUGUCUCGGACUGCAGCCGGUGUCAUUCAGCAAUUUCCAAACAAUACAUGUAGUGUAUAUAUUACGUACUCAAAAGAGGAGGAAGCGGUUCGGUGUAUCCAGUCUGUACAUGGGUUUGUCUUGGAUGGUAGACCAUUAAAGGCAUGCUUUGGUACAACAAAGUAUUGUCAUGCAUGGCUGAGAAAUGUGCCUUGCAGCAAUCCUGAUUGUCUAUAUUUGCAUGAGAUUGGUUCUCAAGAGGAUAGUUUCACAAAAGAUGAAAUUAUAUCAGCAUACACAAGGGUUCAACAAAUAACUGGUGCAACAAACAAUAUGCAACGGCGUCCUGGAAAUAUGCUACCUCCGCCGGCAGAUGAUUAUUGCCCCAACAGUUCUGCAUCUGCAGCAAAACUGAUUACUAAAAGUUCUCCAAAUAAUACAAUAGUGACUGUUCCUAAAAGUUCUCCCCCAAAUGGAAGCUCUGGUAGAUCUAUUGCUCUUCCCGCUGGGGCAUCAUGGGGAAUGCGAGCUUUAAACCAACCACAACCGGUCAGUUUAGCAUGUACAAAUGGACCUCCUAAGCAGAAUUCUGACACAGUCAGCAGCACAUUACCAUUUUCAUCUGCUGUAACAAACACCAAUCUAGCUUGUUCGUUACAUACUGAUGUUAUAAAGAAGCCAUCUGAGGAGAUUCAUCCUAUGCAUACAAAGGGUAAACCUGAUUUGUUAAAACCUUUGAAACAGAGUGCUGGUUUAGAUUGUCGAAUUGCCACACUAGAGAAACCUACUUCACCUGAACGAGUAACUGUUUCCAAAUCAUUGAGCAACCAGUUAUCUUGUACAGCAGCAGCCAAUCAUGAUGACCAGGGCACUAAUAUACCAUCAACUAUUACAAGCACCACUUUUGGUAAUGGUGGGCAGACUCUUAUUUCCUCUGGUGAGAAAGCGGUGAUAAUUUCCAAUACUGACGGGGACACACAGAGGUUGUGCUCUGAUAUGUCGACAUUGACCUUGGAAGGGAACGUCUUGAAUGGACAUUCUGAUGAAGUUAGACCGAGCAGUUCCUCUUCUGAACAUGGAUGUAGCAGUUCACCCAGUAAUCAGGGGUUACGACAAUCUCAUAUUGAUUACUAUCGAGAACCAUUAAAUACAGCAGCUGCUGGGAGUUCUGUGACAUCUCCCAAUGGGGUGUGCGUCUCAAAAGAGCAGUCUGUUUGGAAAACUGAUGCACGUAUUCAAGCUGAGAAAAAUACAAGUUCUGAAGUAGAGGAAGACGUAUUGUCUUUUGAUAAUCAAAGACUCAAGGAUCCAGAAGUCAUUACUCGUUCAAGUUAUGUGCCAAAUUCACCAAUUUCGCUCCAUUUAUCAAAUCAUUCUAGGUCCCAUUCUUUGCAACAUAAUGAAGCUUUUGGUGCCGUUAAUUUGAAUGCUGAUACUCUCUUGGUAGAUGAUAAAGCAGGUGACAAUUCAUGUCUUCAGGGAGCUAAUGUUUCUUCUUUGUCUAAUGGAUGCCUUGACAAGUACAUAAGCAGUAGUAUUGGUUCUGAUAUUACAAUAGAAGGUCCCCCUCUGCUUUCAAAUGAAGAGAAAGGGAAGCAGCUAGGAAGAAUCCUUGCCAAUUCUCAGAGCAACGAUGCUAAUGAUACUGGAGAGAGCAACAUAAUUUCAAACAUAUUGUCACUAGAUUUUGAUACAUGGGAUGAGUCCUUGACUUCUCCUCAGAACUUGGCAAAAUUGUUGGGAGACAAUGACAAGCAGGCCAAUCCUCUCAAACUAUCUAGUUCGUGGAAAGCACCAAAUCACAAUCAAUCCAGAUUCUCAUUUGCCAGACAGGAGGAUUCUAAAUAUCGUCUCGCUGAUGUUGAGUCCCCUUUUAAUAUUUAUGGGCAAAUGCCACAGAACCAUCCUUCUGGCCAAGAUUUUACAGACAACAGGGAUUCCUAUCUAAGCAAAUUUGGAGUUUCUAAUGGUUUAUAUUCCUGUAACUUUGAGGAAUCUGACAAUUUUUCUAGUAGUCCUUCAGUUUUUUCCAAUAAGCUUUCUGCAGCUUCAAGAGCUCAAAUUCCAGUCCCUCCUGGAUUCUCUGUUCCUAGCAGGGCGCCACCUCCAGGCUUUUCUUCAAUUGAGAGAGUAAACCAUGCUUUUGACGCCACAUCAGGUAAUCAUUUGAUGGACUCUCAAUCCCUAUUAAGAAAUUCUUAUCAGGCUCCUCAAAGUGGCGGUAUUAGUGGCCCUGGGGAUAUAGAGUUUAUAGAUCCCGCAAUUUUGGCAGUUGGUAAGGGUAGAAUUCAGGGAGGUCUCAACAAUUCAGGCUUAGACAUGAGAUCAAAUUUUCUUCAACAGUUAGGUCCAUAUGAAAACGAGGCCAGAUUCCAACUAUUGAUGCAGAGAUCGCUUUCUCCUCAUCAGAACUUAAGAUAUGAUGUUGGGGAUAGCUUUUCAUCUCUGAAUGACUCUUAUGGAAUUCCUUCUAGGCUAAUGGAUCAAUCACAAGUUAACAAUAUGUCAGCAUUUGCACAGUUGAAUCUCCAACAGUCGAGAAAUACACAUAACAUGUCAAAUGGACAGUGGGACGGAUGGAAUGAGGUCCAGGGUGGUAAUGGCCUUGGUGUGGCAGAGCUCCUAAGAAAUGAAAGACUGGGAUUUAAUAAGUUCUAUUCCGGGUAUGAAGAUUCAAAGUAUAGGAUGGCUGCAUCAGGGGAUCUAUAUAACAGAACAUUUGGAUUGUGAUAGUUGUUGGAACCAUGUUUGUUGCUUCUUUGCCAAUAUUAUUGCAUUAUGCUAAGAAGUAGAAUGAAUGCUUUUGCGCAAUCUUGGUUGGCACGUUGUUGAGGAUGGGCAUGUUGACUUGUAACUGGUCUCGUUGGCAUUGGGCUUGGCACCCCCUCAACCGUGAUAGCUUGCCCUAAAAGGAUAGGCGGUGUGUGUGGAACGAGCAUGAGCUGGUAAAUAAGGAAAUAUUUUAGUAAUAUUAGUUCUAUACUGUGCCUGCUUAAUUGUGUGUGGAGCUGCUCGUUUGGGCGGAAAAGCUGGUGGAACCUAUCAAAAUCCAAGGGGUAGGCUUUGGAGGUUCGAGUUUGGGUAAAAAAAAUAGAGGCCGCUGAAAUGGUUACAGCUAUAAUUUAAAAUGUACAUUUUACUCUGCAUUGCGUGUGUUUAGGGGAUUUGGGAUUAUAGGGGAAUAUGAAAACAUUUUUCUUUCUUUAAUUUAUUUCUUGUAUUUCUGUCUGCUACCCAUUUGUCUUUGUGCAUUUUCUCCGUAUCAUAUAAUUAAGUUAUUAUUUAUUGCUUUUUUUUAAA